This is a messenger RNA of Chara braunii, 10241 nucleotides long. Lineage: Eukaryota; Viridiplantae; Streptophyta; Charophyceae; Charales; Characeae. The record is from the annotation of a GenBank genome assembly.
CCUAAUCAUAAUAGCUUUUAAAUUCGUAUUAUUAAUUGGUUAUCUUUAUUACAAACAUUGUUUACUGAUUAUCAUUCAGAUUUAUUUCGUUAAUUAUCAUUAAUUAAUUUUAUUGAUUGAAUCGUUAUAAAUUCCUUAUUACGAAUUUGUUUCGAAGGGUUUACGGAAAUUUAUUUUUUCAUGUUUGAUUAGGUGUCUACAGUCCAUCAGUGGGACAGGGGAUUGUAUGUAUAUUGCUUGAUUGUUCUACCACUGUUCCCACUCUCCCUACCCCCCGUGUUCUGUGAUUUCCGGGACCUCUCAAGCACCGCAUCGAUUCAGACUGAUGUUGACGGAACAGGACACCGGGGCACUGCCACGACGCAGUGCCAGAAUCGCAGUUCCUGCCCGCCCUGCAGUACCUCCAAGACCGAAGAAACUCAGCAGCCGGACGACUCCAGCAGCAUCAAGUACGACAUUGACGGUACAAGACGCCACCGGAGAUCAUCCCGCAUACCCAGUCCGAGGAGCCAAUGAGCCAGCGGCUGAUUAUCGUGGGCGGCUACUGGCAUUUACAGAAGCCGUAGCUGCCGUCGAGGCUCGAAAGGAGACAGCAGAGGCAGAACGUCAGCGGCUAGCCAAUGAAGCGGCAACCGAAGCUCAGCGAACGACUGAGACUGACGCGGCGACACGAGACAGACGGAAUGCCAGCAGCACGGAGUCCUUGAUUGCUUGUGAGCAUCAGUGGACAACGAUACUCCAAGACAUGAUCUUUGUGCCUACAGAAGCGCAGGCAGACCCGACCCCGGCGGAGGCAGAGAGAAGUAUCCCGACUAACUUGCUGCUGGGCAUGAUGAGAGGUAUUAUAUCAGACACCGAUGAGGGUAGAGUUGACAAUGCGAGAUUGACAUGUUCGAGAUCACGUAGGGUCCCGUACGUGUUCCAGACCCUACAGUUGGGAGACGAAGCUCGGCUUCGUGCCGAACGUAGAGCCCGUGCUCUUGCAGUAGUGAGGGCAACAGCAAACCUAACAGCUAGAGAACAGGCAGCAGCAGCCAGAGCAGCAGCAAUGGCUAACGGCGCAGCCUUUGGUGCAUCCUCGUCUGGGACUCAGUUGGGGAUGCCCCUUGGAUCCCCGGGUACUUCCGGAUCAGUAGGUUCUGGUCAGUCCGCAAGUCAAAUGGCGGGCUCGCAGUUAAGCUCGUUGACCCCACGCGGUAGGGAGCUCCUAGAGCUUCAACAGGUCGAAAGGAUCCGCGAGCGGUUAGAGAGGGAACUGAAGCAAGCAACCGAUAGAGAAAGAGAGAUCAAAAAUAGAACAGCCAGGCUUGAUACGUUAGAGGCAGACAAAGCUGCAUUAGAGGGUUUUGAUGAAUCAACCAUGAUUGACCAAGUGAAAAUAUUGAAGAACAACAUGUUGUCGCUGCAUGCGCAUGUGGACAACAGGUUAGACUUCAUGCAGAACUCUUUAGACCAGAUCUUGGACCUUUUGCAAAGGCCAAGAUUCCGACCAGCAGGACAGUCGCCGUUGCUAUUAAUGACGAUGUCAGGCCCCUUGUUGGUACAAGCUGGCACGCAGCCAAGUGGGACAACAACAAGGUCAAUGGUACCCAAAGACCCCUAUGAAACCGCCCUUGCCUUCUCCGGAGAGAAGAAGGACGAGGAACUCAACACAUGGUUGAGAACGGUUCCAGUAUGGGUAAAGGCGAAGAGGACUUUGCAGGCGGAGGAGGUGAUUAUUGCUGCAUUUUACCUUGAGGGUAAGGCAGCCAAAUGGCUGGAUGGUUUAGUCGCAAAGGCCGGGUACGGACGACGCAUGGCGGACUGGGCUAAGACCAUUACGUUACACCAGUUCUUAGAAAUGGUAAAAGCUCGUUGGCACAAUCCACAGCAGGCACAAAUUGCCACUUAUGCGAUGCACAGAGUAGACCAAAGAAAGUUCAAGUCAGUCAGAGAGCUUACGACUACUGUAGAGAGCCUCAUCGUCGUUCCUGGCAUAAACUACGAUGACCAGUUCUUGCUGACCACGUUUGUGAGAUGUCUCCCAGAGAAUCUCAGAAAUUUGCUGGCCAGCGAGGUUCGCCUCGAGUAUCACUCAUUUGAGACCUUAUAUAGAAAAGCCUUAGAUUUAGAGGCCACUCUAGGAAGUGCUCAACCUACUUCAGUUGACGCGAGGAAGAAGAAGAGUCCACAGGAAUGGAAGAAGAAGGGGAGCAAAUUGAUGAUGGUUGAGUCCAAUGGGACUCAAACGGAGAUCGAAGAGCUCACAGACCUGUUGGACUAUUYAGAGUACGACGGCGAGGAKAUCGSUGAGGGUAGCACCCUCGCCGCRGUAGUUAAGACUAAGGCYGGUGGCCGAGGGAARGRCCAUCAAAAGAGUCAAGGGCAGGYCGCCUCCAAUCAGACCAAAGUUGCUGAUUGGRUSAAGGCAGGUCUUGAUCAGGAAGUGUGGCGGGACCGUAGAUCUGAGCUGGCGAACCUCCAACGGGCCGUACGGAACCACAAGGAUCAGCACGAGGAUGCAGCACGGGCACUUGAUUCCCGUGUACAGGACUUGGAGCAAACUGCACCAAGAUCGGAGGCUGGCGAGUCCAGCAGUGCAUCCUCUGCCCGCCAACUGGAGGAACGCGUCGAUCACGUAGUGGCAAUGCUAGGUGAUAUUAGCACCUUCGCAGCGCCAGCCACCAUCAGCCAGCAGUCGGACACACCGAAGACCGAGACCAGGCAGCGACAACAACCGUCUGACCCCGAUCGCAGCACCAGCACGGCGAAGCAUUACAAGAUGCCGACUUUCCGGAUCGAGAAGUUUUAUGAUUACGCACAUCAAGACCCGGUCGUUUGGUGGCAAGGAUUCACAACGGAGUUGAGGAUUCAUGAGGUCCCCGAGCAUCUGUUUAUCGGCGCGCUGUUCCUUAGCGCCAAGGGAGAAUGCCAGAUCUGGCUCAACCAUAUGGCAACCGUCCACGGCGUCCAGGUCUUCGAUCUACACAAGGUGGUCUCCUGGGAGGAUCUGACGAAGGAAUGGAAGAAGCGGUUCAUCGUUGAUGACGCCCCGACGCUCGUCAUCAACCGCAUCUUCACGAUGGCUGAAGGAAACACAACGACACGUGAUUGGCUCACGGAUUGGCAGAAGAUCGUGGCGACGCCCGAUCUGGACUUACCAUUUCCGCAUCUGCAUCGGGAGCUCUACAACCGGUCAUGCGCCGCUUUGAGCCUCGCACUUGGUGAUCGCGAGCAGUACAACACCUUCGCCGAAAUCGUCAACAAGGCGAGGGAGAUCAUCAAGACAAACUGGGCAGUUGCACAUGAGAAAUCAGCAUGGCAGCCAACCUUUGUGGAGAAGGUGAGAACUGGUCCGCGACCGCAGCAUGUCGCUGCAGUCCAAUCGGACAACAUUGUGGAAGACCCGACAACCACCCGAGCUUGCGCAGGAGGUGAGGCGACUCCACUUCUCACUCCGCCAGAUUCGGCCGCCUUGCUAGCGGCCUCCUACACAUCUGGGGAGGAUGCAAAUGUCGCAAGUCCUCGGUACACUUACGAGGACUAUGUUGUCUGCUUGGUCCCACCGUUGGACCAACUGCUCCACGUGCAACAAUCUACCGCAUGCACGGUUUCAUCACCAUCGACAUCCAAUUCGGCACCUUCGACGCCAUCUACCGCCGGGGACUCAACGUCAUGGUCAAGACUUGAAGAGCUCGACCCGUUGACAUUUGCGGACUUCCAAGGGAUGCCCCUUCCCCGGUCCAGUCGAUUGCCAAAACCGCAUUGCAAUGUGCUCAUGGCACAAUUGCGGGAUUACUUGCACACUGCAGUACCGACUCCGUUGAUGGACGCCGGAGUAGAGGUUGUCGACCUUCACGCCUACAUUGCGAAGAUCGACCGCAAGUUCAAAACACAACGGUACGACGACAUCGACGCACCAUUGUUAUAUGUGCGCAUUCAGAUCGGAGAGGCGACCUGCAGCGCUUUGAUCGAUUGCGGAGCAUCUCGCAACUACAUGAGCCAGGACUUUAUGCGAGGAUCACCCAGUGAACUUCUGCCUCGCACCGUUCACAUUCGUGAUCGGAACGGAGUACUAGUCCCAUGCACGGUAGCUCCUCCUCACCCUUCGAUCAGUUGCCACGUGGUGUCCGCCACAAGCAUGCGAGCUUCCAUCAUCAGAGACGACAUCGAGGAGAUGGGGGUGUGUUUUCCCCACACCCUCCCGCCCCAUGACGCUUCAUCGACGGACUCGUCUUCGAACCCACUCAUCACCGAGUUUCUCGACGCCUACGGCGACGUAUUCGAAGGCCCGCACGGAGUCGUACCGGAUCAGCCCAUUCACCACGAGAUCAUCCUCGAGGACGGGGAUGUACCUCCACGCGGUUGCAUCUACCGAAUGAGCGAGGAAGAGUUAAGUGUGCUACGGGCACAAUUCGACGACCUUCUGGAGAAAGGCUGGAUUCGGCCUAGCUCAUUGCCAUACGGUGCUCCCGUUCUCUUGGUCCGGAAGAAGAACAAGGAUUUGCGGUUGUGCAUCGAUUAUCGCAAGCUCAAUGUGCAAAUGAUCAGAAACGCCGGCCCUCUUCCAUGCAUCGACGACCAUCUCGAACGCCUGGGCGGCGCCAAGUUCUUCUCCAAGCUUGACCUCAAGUCGGGAUAUCUACAACUCGAGAUUCGGAAGGAGGACCGCUACAAGACCGCGUUUAAGACGCGAUAUGGGCAUUUCGAAUGGCUGGUUAUGCCAUUUGGCCUUAUGAAUGCCCCAACCACUUUCCAAGCGGCUAUGACAACGAAGUUCCGACACAUUCUGGAUCGAUUCGUACUUAUCUACCUCGACGACAUCCUGGUGUACAGCCGGAGUUUGGACGAGCAUGUGGAACACCUGCGCACCGUUUUGGAGCGGCUACGACAAGCCAAGUACAAAGUCAACAGCGACAAAUGCGAAUUCGCGCGGCAGGAGCUGGAGUACUUGGGACAUUAUGUGACGCCGAAACGCAUCCGUCCGCUUGUGGACAAGAUCGAGGCCCUCCGCGUAUGGCCCGAGCCGACCAACACCACGGACAUUCUCUUGGAACAACACGACGGCGACGAUUGGCACCCUGUGGAGUAUUUCAGCCACAAAGUGCCUCCCAUCAAUUCGCUUGAUGAUGCAAGGAAGGAGCUGCUCGCGUUCGUGAUGGCUCUCAAGCGAUGGCGACACUUCCUCCUCGGGCGUAGUAGGUUCACAUGGGUCACGGACAACAACCCAUUGACCUACUACAAGACGCAGGAUACGGUGAGCAGCACGAUCGGACGAUGGAUGUACUUCAUCGACCAAUUUGACUUCACACCGAAACAUCUCCCCGGCCUCUCUAAUCGCGCAGCAGAUUCACUCUCGCGAAGACCCGAUCUUUGCGCCAUGACACAUCAUGCCUUCGCAUUCGACGAGGAACUACAACGACACUUCAUCCGGGGCUAUGAAUCUGAUCCGGACUUCGCCACGUUGUAUGCGCAGUUAUCUUCGGAUCUUCCGCCGGCCAGCCACUAUCGCAUUGCCGACGGGUACGUGCUCCUCCACUCGAGAGGCAAGGACUUACUGUGUGUCCUACGAGACCGUAGUCUUCGAACUCGCCUUCUCGGGGAGUACCAUGACUCGCGACUCGCCGACGAUUUCGGAGUCAACCGCACUAUCGCACGGCUUCGACAACGAUUCCGAUGGCCCGACCUCAUUAACGAGGUCACUCGGUAUUGCGACUCUUGCGAAGUUUGCCAACGAAGCAAGCCCCGCAGUCGCAAUCCCCACGGCGAGUUGCGCCCGAGGCCUAUCCCACGAGAACCCAGCCUCUCCAUUGCCAUGGAUGUCACCGGACCAUUUCCCUGCGAUCGCCUCGGGCACGAUGGCAUCCUCACGGUUGUGGACCGUUUGAGUAAGAAUGCGCGUUUUCUCCCUUGCAAGUACAACUCCACGGCUCCCGAGCUGGCACGCCUCUUGCACACCGGUUGGAUUUGUGGCCACAGUGUCCCGGAAGACAUAGUCAGCGACCGCGACACUCGCUUCAUGUCGGCAUUUUGGACUGCUCUCAUGCACGAGUCCGGCAUGAAGAUGAAACCAAGUUCGGCUCGACAUCCACAGACGGACGGGCAAACGGAGCGGGCACAUCAAACCGCUCAAAUGAUGCUUCGUACGAUCAUCCGUCCGGACCAGAAAGAUUGGGUUGACCACCUCCCCGACAUCGAGUUCGCCUACAACACUUCGGUGCACCCGACGAUCCGCGUGACUCCAUUCGAGUUGCACCACGGUGGACGGAAAGGCUGUAUCUUCACCGACCUUCCCCUCCCACGACCAGCCGACAUCGACGCCUCUUGCUUUUCCGCUUCCGUCCGGAAGUACAGGGAAUUGCUGGCCCAAGCCCGCGCGAACAUGCAAAAGGCUGAAGUCCGCAUGCAGCAGCAAGCCAACAGGCGUCGCGUGCCAUGUCCCAUCCGCGUCGGUGAUCUGGUUUUGGUCUCCGCGGAAGAGUUUGCACUGGAACAGGAUGUUUCACGCAACCUGCUUCCCAAGUGGUUUGGACCAUGGCCCGUAACAUCAGCCGCGGGCGAUGAGCCUGAUGGCCCUGCGCAUCUGACGCUACUGCGAACUGGUGAUGAGUGGGGCGCAGGCCCCGAUCGGCAGUAUCUUGUGAGGUUUGCAUUCCAGCCUCCUUCUGAGAACAGAUGGUUCUACAGAAGGGAACUUCUCAAGACAGCNGGCCCCGAUCGGCAGUAUCUUGUGAGGUUUGCAUUCCAGCCUCCUUCUGAGAACAGAUGGUUCUACAGAAGGGAACUUCUCAAGACAGCAAAGUCAGUUGUUUUGCGGUAUGAAGCGGCUCAUAAGGUGCCUGACAGUCCGGAUGCCGACCUGGCUUCAAUGUGGGAUGCAUGUUUCGAGUUCAUCGAUGAGGCGAAGAGAAGUGGUGGCAGCGUGCUGGUUCACUGUUUUGCAGGCCGAUCAAGAAGUGUGACAAUUGUCGUGGCUUAUCUGAUGAGGACACACAAUAUGCUGCUGUGCGAUGCACUUGACCGUGUACGACGUUGCAGAGCAUGUGCAUGUCCAAAUCCUGGAUUCAUGAACCAGCUAAAGGCACUCGACAGGAGGCUUUCUCAUGCCCAGCGGCAAGGAAAGAGCAUGAAGGCAAAGUCGUCAUCCGUAAGUAUCAUAACAGGGCGCCCAUCCUCUCUCCUCGUCAACAAAAAGAUAUGGAAGAUGACCAGCAGCAGACGACACAUGUCGUCGCCAGUUGACGAUGCGAGACUGACACGUUCGAGAUCACGUAGGAUCCCGCACGUGUUCCAGGCCUUACAACCGGAAGACGAAAGACGGCUUCGUGCCGAACGCAGAGCCCGUGCACUAGCAGCAGCUAUGGAAACAGCAAACGCCGCAGCUAGGGAACAGGCCGCAGCAGCAGCCAGGGCAGCAGCCAUGACUAGCUCAGCAGCAUCCUCUGCUGCGUUGUCUGGGACCGAUGGGACCCAGUUGGGAAUGCCAACAGGGUCCUCGGGUACUUCCAGUUCGUUAGGUUCUCGUCAGUCUACAAGUCAAAUGGCGGGCUCGCAGUUCAGCCCAUUGACUCCUCGCGAAAGGGAGCUCAGAGAGCUCCAACAGGUCGAGAGGGUCCGUGAACGAUUAGAGAGGGAACUGAAGCAAGCAACCGAUAGGGAAAGAGAGAUUAAAAAUAGAGCAGCCAGGCUUGAUAUGUUAGAGGCAGACAAAGCUGAGUUAGAGGGAUUGGAUGAGUCAGGACUAUCUGACCAAAUGAACGUGUUGAAAAACAACAUGUUGUCGCUGCAUGCGCACGUAGACAGCAGGUUGGACUUCAUGCAGAACACUUUGGACCAGAUCCUGGACAUUUUGCAAAGGCCAGGAUAUAGGCCACCAGCACAGUCGCCGUUGCCGUUGACGGCGAUGUCUGGCCCCUUUCCAGUUCAAGCUGGCGCACAACCAAGUGGCACGUCUGCAGCAGCCGCACAGACAGUUGCGUCUUCUUCUUCGGGUCCAGCGGUGGGAGCUACACCACUGCAACAGCCUGUUCCACCACAGGGACAGCCGCAAGGUCAGUGGUAUCCUAAGACCCCAAUGAAACAACCUCUUGCCUUCUCAGGCGAGAAGAAGGACGAGGAACUCAACACAUGGUUGAGAACAGUUCCGGUUUGGGUGACGGCGAAGAGGACCUUGCAGGAGGAGGAGGUGAUAACUUCUGCAUCUUACCUUGAGGGUAAGGCAGCCAAAUGGCUAGAUGGUUUAGUUGCAAAGGCCGGGUAUGGACGACGCAUGGCGGACUGGGCAAAGACCAUUACGUUAGACGAGUUCUUAGAGAUGGUAGAAGCUCGCUGGCACAAUCCUCAGCAGGCACAAAUGGUCAUUGAUGCGAUAAACAGACUAGAUCAGCGAAAGUUCAAGUCAGUCAGGGAGCUUACGACUACCAUAGAGAGCCUCAUCGUCGUUCCUGGUAUCAACUACAACAACCAAUUCCUGUUGACCACAUUUGUUAGAUGUCUCCCAGAGAACCUCAGGAAUUUGCUGCCCAGUGUGGCUCGCCUUGAGUAUCACUCCUUUGAGACGUUGUCUAGGAAAGCCUUAGAUUUGGAGGCCACGCUAGGAAACGCUCAACCUACUCAGAAUGAUACGAGGAAGAAGAAGAGUCCACAGGAAUGGAAGAAGAAGGGGGCUAGGUUGAUGAUGGUCGAGUCCGAUGGGACUCAAACAGAGAUCGAUGAGCUCACAUGAGGAGAACUUAAUCAUAAGAUUUCGUUCUUGGUUAGCGACGACUUACCAUUCGACAUGUUGUUAGGCAUGUACUACCUUGAGGUUGCUAAGCCCCAGUUCGACUGGGAUAAGAAGGUGCUAAAGCAUAAGUUGCCCGAUGGCAGGACCAUCAGAUUGACUGAGUUCAAAACCAGUAGCAUUACAGAUACCUAUGGCUGCUUGUGUGCAUCAGCGUUCGACAACUAUUAUAAGCAGAACCAAGAGGAAGGUAUGUACCUAGUGUAUGUCUCUGAGAAAGGGGAGGCCGUUAAAACACCCCCAGAGAUAGAACGUGUCGUUGCUAAGUUCCCUGAUCUGUUCGAAGAGCCCACAGGGGUCGUAGAAAGGGAAGUUGUCCAUGCUAUAGAAAGCAUCCCAGGGAGUAAAACCCCUAAGGGGAGGAUCUAUAGGAUAGCUCCCGCCGAGUUAGAUGAACUCCAGCGACAACUGAAGGAGCUGACAGAGAAGGGAUGGAUCCGGCCUAGUACUUCCCCUUACGGAUCGCCAGUACUAUUUGUACCAAAGAAGGGGGGUACAUUCAGGAUGUGUAUUGACUAUAGAGGCCUCAAUGCCAUCACCGUGAAGAAGGCAGAGCCUCUACCUCGCAUAGACGACCUAUUGGAUAGAGUGCAGGGAUGCAAGUACUAUAGCAAGAUAGACUUGAAAUCCGACUAUCAUCAGAUCGCUAUAAGACCCGAGGACCAACACAAGACAACUUUUCAGAAUCGAUAUGGUCUGUAUGAGUUUGUAGUGAUGCCCUUUGGUCUUUGCAAUGCGCCGGGAACAUUCCAGCACGCUAUGAAUCGGAUCUUCCAUGACCACUUAGAUAAGUUUGUCAUGGUUUACCUUGACAACAUUCUGAUCUUUAGUAAGUCUGUCGAGGAGCAUGCACAACACGUUGAGACUGUACUUUCACUCCUGCGACAGCACAAGUAUAAGGUCAACCUAGAGAAGUGUGAGUUUGGUCGCACUAAGAUACUAUGCUUGGGUCAUGAAGUAUCCGCGGAAGGGAUUAGGCCGGAAGAUGCGAAGGUGGCUAGUAUUCGAGACUGGCCACGACCUCAAAUAGUCACUGAGGUCAGAACUUUCUUAGGAAUGUGCGGCUACUAUGGGAACUUCGUAAAGAACUAUUCUACAGUCGCCUCUCCUUUGACAGAUCUAACUCGACUUGACACGCCGUGGRACUGGAGUGAUGAGUGCGAGGGUGCUUUCAAGCGAUUGAAGCAUGCACUCAUGAAUCAUGAAGUUCUCAUGGUUCCCGAUCCUCAGAAACCAUUCAUAGUGACCACUGGCGCAAGCCAAUACGGCAUUGGCGCAGUGCUGGCUCAGCACGAUGGGAAGAAGUUGAGACCGAUUGAGUACAUGAGCAAGAAAAUGCCAUCGAAGAAAUUGGCAAAGUCCAUCUACGAAAGGGAACUCUAUGCUCUCUAGAAGGCACUUGUCCAUUGGAGACACUUCCUAUUGGGAAGGUUCUUCUACUUGAGGACUGAUCAUCAGACCCUCAAAUGGUCAAGACUCA